Messenger RNA from Medioppia subpectinata, 420 nucleotides. Lineage: Eukaryota; Metazoa; Arthropoda; Arachnida; Sarcoptiformes; Oppiidae. The record is from the annotation of a GenBank genome assembly.
CGGAUCGACGAGUUGACCGGCGAUGAGAUACACGACAUUAUCGUCAAAGCCGCGCAAACUAGCGGCGGAUCAAAUUGUGAUAAUAAUAAAUAUAAGCGACUCUUAGACGAGGAUCAGCUAAAUCGCGUCCGUCUGGAGGGCCGGGCGUUCAGUGAGUUCACCGAAACGGCGCCGACAUUCGCGCCGACCUAUAAAUUCUUUGUCAAUACCGAUGAUUACGACUAUAAGUCACGUAAGCCGGCCUUCACUGACCGUAUUUUAUACCGCUUUACGGCCAACGCCUACGAGAAUACGACACUUGAUUUACAACAACUCAAUUAUACAUCUCAUCCGCAAUACAAACAAUCGGAUCACAAACCGGUGUCCGCUCUCUUCCACCUCAAGACACGACAAUUAGUGCUGCAGUCGAUACGCAAGAAG